UUAAUAUUUGAAAAAUAUUUUUAAAAUAAUGGAGAAUUUGACAAGCAGCAACCUUGAAAACUAUGACUUCAAGUCUAAGUUGGGAGAAGGUACAUAUGGAGUCGUCUACAAGGCUCUGGAUAAAACUACCGGGGAGUAUGUAGCUCUAAAGAAAAUUAAAUUGGAGAAGGAAGAGGACGGAGUGCCAAGUACUGCUAUCCGGGAAAUUUCACUUUUGAAAGGUCUCAGUCAUCCCAAUGUAGUUGAACUCAAAGAAGUUUUAUAUACUAUCGACUGUUUAUACCUAGUCUUUGAGUAUGUUGAAUAUGACCUAAAGAAGUACUUAAGGUCUCUCAAAACCCCACCUUCAGCUGCAAGUGUGAAGAAAAUGGUAUUCCAAAUUAUUCAAGCAAUUGAUUACUGACAUGCUCAUCGAGUAAUGCACCGGGAUCUCAAACCCCAAAACAUUCUUGUCGAUGAAGAAGGAAAUAUCAAGCUGGCUGAUUUUGGGCUUGCCAGAGCUUUUGGAAUUCCAAUUAAAACACUGACUCAUGAGGUUGUGACGCUAUGGUACAGAGCCCCAGAAAUUCUUCUUUGCCAGAGAGCAUACUCAACUCCAGUUGAUUCCUGGUCCAUUGGAUGAAUAUUUGCCGAGCUCGCUCAGAGAAGACCUUUAUUCAUGGGAGACUCAGAAAUUGAUCAGAUAUUCAAGAUCUUCAGAGUUCUUGGAACUCCAAAUGAAGGUCACUGGCCAGAUGCAUUGAAGCUAAAAGACUUCAAACCCACUUUUCCUAAAUGGAAACCACAACCGUUAACAAGUCAUGUGUCAAAGCUUGACACCCUUGGAAUGGACUUACUGGCCUCCCUAGUUGCCUUAGAUCCUGCCAAAAGAAUAUCAUGCAGGAUGGCUUUGCAGCACCCAUAUUUCGAUGAUCUUGAGAAGCCGGAUUCUAUGAGCUAAACUCUGUCUAGGUAAAUUG
Moneuplotes crassus is the source of this 959-nucleotide messenger RNA. Lineage: Eukaryota; Ciliophora; Spirotrichea; Euplotida; Euplotidae. The record is from the annotation of a GenBank genome assembly.